AUGUCUACCUCUAACGCCGCCGACGACCAAGUGGAACUCUUCAAAGUGAAGAAGCUAAUUAAGUCUCUUCAAGCCGCACGCGGGAAUGGUACGAGUAUGAUUUCGCUCAUUAUCCCGCCUAAGCAACAGAUUCCGCUUAUAGCCAAGAUGUUGUCUGAUGAAAUGGGCACAGCGUCCAACAUCAAGUCCCGUGUGAACCGACUGUCGGUUCUUGGUGCGAUCACAUCAACACAGCAGCGACUGAAGUUGUACAACAAGUGCCCACCAAAUGGUCUUAUUAUUUACUGUGGUACUAUCAUAACUGACGAAGGCAAAGAAAAGCGCGUGAAUAUUGAUUUUGAGCCUUUUCGUCCCAUUAAUACGUCGCUCUACAUGUGUGACAACAAGUUUCAUACCGAGGCACUUGGAGAACUCAUGCAAGACCAAGAUCGUUUUGGCUUUAUUGUCAUGGAUGGUAAUGGUGCACUCUAUGGUACUGUCUCGGGUAGUAACCGUGAAAUUUUGCACAAAUUUUCGGUGGAUUUACCGAAAAAGCAUGGACGUGGUGGUCAAUCAGCGCUGCGUUUUGCGCGAUUGCGUCUUGAGAAACGUCAUAAUUACGUGCGAAAAGUCGCGGAAACGGCGACGCAAAUGUUUAUUACGAAUGAUCAGCCUAAUAUUUCGAACUUAGUGCUUGCAGGAUCUGCGGAUUUUAAAAACGAACUCAAUGGGUCGGACUUGUUUGACAAGCGAUUGGCUGCUAUUGUCGUGAAGGUCGUGGAUGUGUCCUACGGUGGUGAGAAUGGAUUUAAUCAAGCGAUUGAACUAGCUGCCGAGACUCUAGCAAAUGUAAAAUUUGUACAAGAGAAGAAGCUCAUUGUGAGUUAUAUGGAAGAGAUUGCUCAAGAUUCGGGAAAGUAUUGCUUUGGCGUGACGGAUACGAUGAAAGCACUGGAUCUUGGUGCCGUUGAAACGCUCAUUUUGUGGGAAGAUUUGCCUCAUCAUCGGUACACGUUGCGAAACGAGACGACGGGCGUCGAAUCGAUCAAAAUCUUGUCACCGUCAGAAGAAAGUGUGUACUCGAAUUUUGUGGACUCAGAGACUGGUGCGAAGCUGGAAACGGUCGAGCGUGUGCCACUUGUGGAAUGGUUUGCAAACAAUUACAAGCAAUUCGGUACGACGCUUGAAUUUGUAACUGCGCGAUCGCAAGAAGGUUCGCAGUUUUGUCAAGGAUUUGGUGGCAUUGGAGGCAUUUUGCGAUGGAAAGUGGAUUUCAUGGAAAUGGAUUACGAGAUUGAUGACGACUCGGACUUUGACGAAGAAGCGUUCAUGUAG
This is a messenger RNA of Plasmopara halstedii, 1314 nucleotides long. Its product is annotated as eukaryotic peptide chain release factor subunit 1. Gene Ontology annotation, molecular function: translation release factor activity, codon specific; sequence-specific mRNA binding. Gene Ontology annotation, cellular component: cytosol; translation release factor complex. The transcript has 2 exons. Gene Ontology annotation, biological process: cytoplasmic translational termination. Lineage: Eukaryota; Oomycota; Peronosporomycetes; Peronosporales; Peronosporaceae. The record is from RefSeq and is a predicted model, not a curated record. The coding region runs from base 1 to 1314 and encodes 437 amino acids.